This is a messenger RNA of Sciurus carolinensis (gray squirrel), 11251 nucleotides long. RefSeq names its product KLF transcription factor 12 (gene Klf12). Lineage: Eukaryota; Metazoa; Chordata; Mammalia; Rodentia; Sciuridae. Gene Ontology annotation, molecular function: DNA-binding transcription factor activity, RNA polymerase II-specific; RNA polymerase II cis-regulatory region sequence-specific DNA binding. The transcript has 10 exons. The record is from RefSeq and is a predicted model, not a curated record. The coding region runs from base 613 to 1821 and encodes 402 amino acids. Gene Ontology annotation, biological process: regulation of transcription by RNA polymerase II.
UAAUCCUCGGGCGGAGCGGCUCGGGGGCCCCAUUUUAUGGCAAUAAAGCGACUUAGCGCCUGCUGAGCGAGCCCCUCCCCGCCGCCGCCCCCGCCCUCGGCCCCACCCCGGGGCUCGCCCGCAGCGGCGGGGCUUUGUUUCUGGGGAGAAGGACCGGAGCUCUUUUGUUUGGGGGUUUGGUGUUUUCACCCCCCCAUCUCACCCCACCCACCCCACCCCCCGCGCCUCUCCGGUUUCCUGAGCUGCGGGCUGCAAGGGAGAGAAGCGGCGUCUUGCAACCCCCUCGGCUGGGCCCCGGGGUAAUUCGAUGCGGGCCUGGCGAGGCUCCCCACGCUAGACCGGGGCUCGCGUCUCGGCAGCCUCCACCCACCGGCCCACCCUACAUUUAGCGCAUCAUGUGAUCCUGGGUCAUGGCAACUUUGGCUGGAUUUAAGCCAUCAAGGACGAGUUGCCUAAGACUAGUAACUUUGAUCUUAACUUUUCUGUGAAUCACAAACCCACCUGGGACCCAACAGCCACAGAGUUUUAGCUUUUUCAGGCUCUGAACAUACAGAAAAUACCUUCUGAAUAAGAACAAACAGGAUCAAUGUGACUCUGGAAACAAAUGGAUGAAUGAAUAUCCAUAUGAAGAGGAAAACAAUAAAGAAUAUCAACACCUUUGAGAACAGAAUGUUAAUGCUUGAUGGGAUGCCGGCAGUCAGAGUCAAAACAGAGCUUUUGGAAUCUGAACAAGGGUCUCCAAACGUCCACAACUAUCCCGAUAUGGAAGCUGUUCCCCUGUUGCUAAAUAACGUGAAAGGGGAGCCCCCGGAGGACUCAUUAUCCGUAGAUCACUUCCAAACACAAACUGAGCCAGUGGACUUGUCAAUAAACAAAGCCAGGACAUCCCCUACCGCCGUUUCAUCCUCCCCAGUUUCCAUGACAGCGUCUGCCUCCUCACCUUCUUCAACUUCAACCUCUUCAUCUUCAUCUAGUCGUCCAGCCUCAUCCCCAACUGUUAUAACAUCAGUAUCUUCAGCAUCGUCUUCGUCAACAGUAUUAACUCCAGGACCCCUUGUUGCCUCUGCGUCUGGCGUGGGAGGCCAGCAGUUUUUGCACAUUAUCCAUCCUGUACCGCCUUCAAGUCCCAUGAAUUUACAGUCUAACAAACUGAGUCACGUUCACCGCAUCCCCGUGGUGGUACAGUCGGUGCCUGUUGUCUACACAGCUGUACGGUCACCUGGAAAUGUGAACAACACUAUUGUCGUGCCGCUUUUGGAGGAUGGGAGAAGCCAUGGCAAAGCACAAAUGGACCCCCGAGGCCUAUCUCCCAGACAAAGUAAAAGUGACAGUGAUGACGAUGACCUGCCAAAUGUGACCUUAGAUAGCGUUAAUGAAACUGGAUCUACGGCCCUUUCCAUAGCCAGAGCAGUCCAAGAGGUACAUCCGUCCCCAGUAUCAAGGGUUCGGGGAAAUCGAAUGAAUAACCAGAAGUUUGCUUGUUCAAUUUCACCAUUUAGUAUUGAGAGCACAAGACGCCAGAGACGGUCCGAAUCCCCAGACUCCAGGAAACGACGAAUCCACAGAUGUGAUUUUGAGGGAUGCAACAAAGUGUACACAAAAAGUUCUCACCUGAAGGCUCACCGGAGGACACAUACAGGAGAGAAACCCUACAAGUGUACCUGGGAAGGCUGCACCUGGAAGUUUGCGCGUUCAGAUGAACUGACUCGGCAUUACCGCAAACACACGGGAGUGAAGCCAUUCAAGUGCGCAGACUGUGAUCGCAGCUUCUCCCGGUCAGACCACUUGGCCCUGCACCGCCGGAGGCACAUGCUGGUGUGAGGACCGCUCCCUAUCCAGCUGGGCUGAAGAGCUGAAUCUCUUAGCGGCACCCAAUUCAGCAGGGCUGAAUCCCUUCACAGUGUUAACUCAAAAGGGCAUCACCAUCCCACGAUGUCUGAAACUAGCGCAGGAACGAGAAGGAACCCUUCUUUCGGUCUGAAGGUAACCCCCACCUUGACUACAAGAGAGAUGGCUUCACCCCGGCAUGGGAGUUCAGCCACAAAAAUGCUGAAGAGACAGGCAUUGUUUUCCGUGCUGUGUCCUCUGCCAUUUACAGAUGUUUGUAGCUUGUACAUUUUCUGAGCUGUCAGACGUUUUGUUAUUGAUAUCUUAAAGGUCAUCUACCACAAAUUGUUGGCUAGAGCAAGACCUUUUCAAUUUGGAUGAUUCUCUCAACAUCCCCUCCACACCCCCCACCCCACCUUUAACCCCUUUUUACAAAAAGUUUAGUUCCUAGCUAAGUAAGCUAGAACCCACAUCCAGUCUGUUACCAGCAAGCAGCAUGAAAGUAGGAAGGAAGAAGUUGUUGGAGAGGUUCCAUUACCUGAAAAUAAAGGCGCUUGACUCAGCAGGCCCUUGCAAUAGCGAUGGCAGCAACUAGAUGUCCCUCGCAACUUGUCAUCAUGCCAUGCCCUGAAGAAAACCAACAUUGAAUCUCUCAUUUGUUUGUCGUUGAUUGUUUCUGUUUUGUUUCGAUUCUGUUUUGUUCAUCUGUUUGAGCAGAGGGGCAGCGACAUUUCAGUUCAAGUCUAGUCCUGGUCUCUGCCCUGGCAUGGACUGGCACCGAGGUGUUCUGUAGUUGAAUAGGAAGAGCCUGUCUAAACCUACUGCCCCACUUCAAAUUGCAGUGUUCUGUCACCUAGGCAUCAUCUCUUCCUGCCCCCAGUGUUUGAUUACAAGGAAUCAGGGGAAAAAACUUUCUUAGACAUACUGGCACCAACGUAAGAGGUGGGGCUGCCCGGGCAAAGUCAGUGAACAUGAAAAAUCAGACAAAGCAGAGAUGGAAAUAAUGCACCCCUUGAGGAGAAAAGCAAUAAUGAAUAAAAGGACUUUCCUACAAUAACUUCACUGAGGACUCACGUUACCAGUUUUCAUACUUACUAAAGGGAUUGUAAAAAACACCCCAGCAUUUUAGGUGUCUUGGUUACAUUUACAGCACUGAGGUAAUCUUUCUGCUGUUUGUUGUGCUGCUCGGUUGAGUAUCACAAUUAAAGAUUAUGCUCCCCUUUUCUUGUUUGAAAACAGUUAUUCGGUGACUAGAAAGGCGAUGGAGGCAUAGCUGGGAAUUAGCUCUUGAGUUAAUGGGUCCAUUCUUGGGAAUGAGUCGGUGGAAAGGGAGUGGUCCUGCCGAAGGCCUGCCAUGGUGCUGUUUCCUCUGUUGGAGAGCCGAGGAUAAGUCUCUCCAAUAGGUUCUUCUAUACAUUGCAUUUUCUAAACUGUACCAGGACCCAGUGGUCCUGCAUUGGCAUCUGCAGGGAUAAUGAACCUACUCAUCCUACGAUGAGGAUGAGAGGAAAGUAGAGACCCACCCUACCCCAAAAUUGUGAACCUUUUGCAACUAGCAAAGUACACAGGAAACAAAGCAAUACAUCACCACCAACCAUUCUUUCAGAAAAAUUAUCAUAUUUUUGUCCCCACUAUAAGACAUUUUUCCCCCCAGCUUUAUGUGGCUAAGGGGUUUGGUGAGAUUUUUGUUGUUGUUGUUGUUGUUGUUAUUGUGGUUAGGAUUUUUUAUAGCUUAGAUAUAAAAGGUCUCCAGCACAGACCUUUGCAAUAUAUUUUAAUUACAGACACUUGAUUUGGGGAAUUGCACAAAUUAACCUCACAAUAUUUCUAGCUCAUUUUUAAAUGUUUGAACAUUCUGAAAUAGUUUCCGGUGACAGAAUUAUUCCUUUUAGGAUCAUCUUCUUAUUCAAAUAAUCUUAUUCUGCUGAAGCAAGAACUAUGAACAUUGUAACAAGGACAAUUUGUGUUAGAUGGUAUUAAAAGAAUUUUAACAAAUGAUUGAAGCAACAUUUGUAAAGAUUUUCAGGUCACAUUCUGGCUUCAAAAAUAUGUGUUCUCUAUUUUCUGCCAGACCUGAAAAAUGCAUCAGGCAAUUUCCCUCCAACAAAAAGGGCUGCAAUUCUAUUGAUAAAUAGUUUCUUUAGCUACACAAUCUGCUACCCACCAACCAGUGGGGUUCCUACCAACUGGAACAUUUUUUUAUCUGUACUGUAUGCAACUCACUUCUCAUUGCCUAUGACCAUUCAGAAUAGAAAUAGUUUUCUUGAAUGCCAGCACUGGUCAGUGGCAAAGAACAGAGAGGAGCUAACACAGCCAUGAACCCAGAACCUAGUUGGCAGGUCAGAGGAUCACUCAAGUGAAGUGUAGAUUGGAGUCAUUUCUGCCUACUAUCAGAAGAGCUAGACCUUUUUUUUUUUUCUUUCUUUCUUUCUUUUUUUCUGGCAAGCAAUGUCUUGAGAGUACUGUAGGUAGACAUGGUUUUUAAAUUCAUUGAACUGACAGUGGAAGCUUCCUGAAUGACAGCUUGAUUUAAAUUUAGCAAAGAACUAAAUGAGCUGCAUUUCUCUAAUGACAUAGGAAAGAUGUAGGGAAGUGAAGUGAGCUUCUUCUCCUUACCCUCUGGAAGUGGAAAUCAGACUGCAAUGGCGAGUUAACUGAUAAAACCUGUCAGCCUCACACCAUUUCUCCCUCUUGACAGAGCAGUACUUCUAAGAAGGGAGCCAAGGACAAGUAAGUCAAUGAGUUCCUGAUCUACCCCAGGAAUUAAAACUUAUUUGGGGCUUGUCUUGGGAUAUAGCAAAUUCACCUUGGUGAGAUUCCUAAAAGUGUUUCCCCAUGUUAAGGAAAGUGGUUUGGGACAAAAGAAAAUGGAAUAUGUAUCGGUACAGAAAAGCCACCAUACCAUCUCUUGUGCAUUUUUAGCCUCUUGAAAAGCACAGUGCAUGAUGAACUAUAGAAAAGGGACAGAAUCCUAAAGGACUUAUCAGCUGUUCCCUAAGUAGAAACAUUCUCUGGUUUUAAAUUUGAAGCUGUUGGAUUUGCAGCUAGGGAUACGUGCAUGGUUGGGAACUUUCAUACGCAUAGCUAUAAUUCUUAAGAAGCUGCAGGAGACCUUACAUUCUUUUUGCAGUUUAGAGAUUGAUUAUAAGGGAGUUAGGGGAUUUGAAAAGUUAUGAUGUUUUAGUAGAGUCCUUUAUAUUCUGAUCUUGUUUGGAGAGAGAUUCACGCUUCCCCAUCCACCUCCAGUCUCCUUCUGUCCAUUUUAUGUGGACUCUGCUUGAUAACCUGUCUUAAGUUCUAUUAAGGCAUCUAGAUGGAGAUCCCUAAUGGCUUUACCAUAAAGAUUCUACUACUGUCUUUACAAAACACAAAGGAUUUUCCAUUUGUUUUCAAAGACAGUUGAAUACCAGUAACAUAAACCACCUUUAAAAAAAAAAAAAAAAGCACUUUUUAUUCACUUUAAAGUUUAAGUGGGAAAUAGAAAGAUGAAUUGUCAGGUGAAAAAACUUUAAAAAAUGCUACAGUGUUUACAAAUGCCAGUUCUAGUUGAUUAGAAGUGUUGUUUCCAGUAUGGUUGAAAUGUGGAAUAGCUUAUGCAAAGAUUGUGUUCAUUUUUAUAUAACUUGUUUUAACCUCAAAUUGCCAUUUGUGUUUUAAACAGAAAUAUAAUUCUGCACUUUGAAAUCAGUUCAUUAGAAUAACAUGUAUAUGGAUAAAGAUGCAGUAUUCCUUAUUCUGUACUUUAUUUAUUAUACUUACCAAAGCUGCAGUUGAAUAAAUCUGGUGAGGUGAGGCCUUCAAAUGUAUUAAUACGCCUUUGUUAUGCUGUUGUGACUGCUUAGAAAUGUAGCCGUGGUGCUGUUUCGAAGCUGUCUUCACAUUUAUAGUGAGGGUGGAUGGAAUUCAAGCAGUGUUCGUGCCAGCAUGCAUGCUAUGGUCUGCAUCAAAGGGACUGAAUGUGAGGUGACUCUGAUGAACCAUAAUAGGCCCAAGAAGCCUUAAUUUUCAUAGUUCAUUAUCCACUCUUCAAAUUUGCCCUUUACUAAUGCCUGUCAAUUUAUUAGGUAAAUGUAUUCUGUUAAAACAUCACUGACCAAAUUUCUUCCUUUCAUUUUUCUGAGGUAGUGCAUCCCAUGAAAUGGUCUUCUCAAUUUGACUUGGUUUCCUAUAGGAAAGGGGUUUGGUAAGCCACAUCUCCCAUACUACACUUCCACUUCUCCCCCACACUGCCUUCCACUUACCUGGAUAGACUCCCUAACACCUGCACAUGUGUAUACAUACCGGUAUAUGCAGCUGCCAGUGAGCUAAUAAAUAUCAACAAAGAACUUUUUUUAAAAGAAAAAAUUUGUAAUAAUCCAUACUAUCUAGAAAUAUAAGUUAUUUACCUUAUUAGGGAAUCAGCUUAUAAUACUAUAUAUGACUUUGCCUGCAUUUUAUAGUUAAGAAAUGUACAUAAAAAUUAUAAAUGCUAUAUUUUCACAGUUUCAUUAUAGAGUAAUGUCUGUUUAGCAACCCAUGUCCAUUGGUAUUUUAAAUAUGCUGAAUAUUGAGCAAUUGCAAUAGAAAUUCAGAUUUUCAUAAGAAAAUGAAAUAGAAGGAUACUGCAUCUUUAAAAAUAGAGUGAAGAUAUUUUACUGUAUUCGUAACAUAUGCGAUAGUGGGAAAAAGUAUUUUCAAACAUGCAAAUUUUACAGAGGUUGUAAAUAGUUUGAUGAAGUAUGUCGGGGGAAAGAACUUCUAGUUUUCAUCACAAUAAAAAAACAAAAAAAACCUUGUCCAGGUAUGCCUUGUGUAUCUUACACACAAUUAAUGAUAUUGCCAUGGGAACUCUGUCCCACUUUGUCAGAGCAUGUUCCUUAUGUUCUGUCAAAGUGGAGUAGCCACUUGUCAUGGUUCAGCCAGGAUGAUUUAAAACCCAUUGAAAUCAUUUUAAGUUGCUGCAGACACACUGAUUCCAAACUCACAGUGUCUUUUCCUGAAAAAGGGAAAUAGCUGCACAGGAUUUUCUUGUGCUAAAGAGCACCUGGCAAUUGUUCUCUUCUCAGUUAUCUUUCUCCUCAAUUAAGUGGUUCUUGAUCAAGAAAACCAUAUAAGUAUUUAUUCUUGUUGAAUUCUGGAGGGAUUGCUUUUCAGUGUAGCUCUUGUUGACAAGAUUAAGUGCUGUGGAAAUGGCCACAUGCUAAAUGAAUUUAUACUGGCAUUAGAAAUAAGCUAAUGCCCAUUUUCAGAAACGAACUAAAUGCUGAAAGUGCCUGUCAAUAAUCAUGACCAAUGAGAUAUUCCUAUACUUUUUACACAGCAAUAAUUCUUCAUCAGACUGGGUUUUUACUGCACAUUUUGAAAACAUACACACAGAGUAUAUGUAUGUAUGUAAUAAAUUGAAUCUGUUCACAUACCCAUGAGGGCGAGACUUUUGUGUCUUUUAAGUAUACCUUAUCUUCUUUGCAGUUAACAUUUCUUAAUUUGAGUUUGCAUACUUGAAGAAUGUACAAAUGCAAAUAUGAACGUUAGGUUAUCUUCAGUAUAUACUAUGGCGUAUGGCAAUUAUAAUUUUCAGAUUAAAAACUUGAUUGUGAUUUGCCCCAAAUUUAAGAAAUAAUAUGUAUGACUCAAAAAAGUUUUGCUCAGUUAAAAAUAUCAAUUUAUUUAGAGCAAAACACUGAGAGAUAUUUGUCCGCUUUACUUUAUCCACUUAUAUCAAAUGCUCAAAUCUGUCUUUACAUUUCUUCACUCCUUUUCCCUAAUGUUUCCUGUUUUCAUUUAAGAACCAUUUGGGGAUGAAUAUUGACAAAAUCAUUUCUCCCCCAAAAGUCUACAGAAGUAUUGUUGAUAUUUGGUAAGCCUACUCUUUAACCACUUUUUUCAGUUAGUCUUGAAAAUUACCUGAUCCACAUCCAGAAGUUCACAAGUUUUUCCUAAAAUUAUUUUACUGCUAAAAGUGGAGUCAUGGAUAUCAGUGUACAGUGAAACCUGGAAAUUCUCCAACCUUGCCAUCUCAGAGCACAAAUUCAUCCAAACAAGCUGUUGAGGCUAUCAGCAAAAUUAUACUCUUUCAAAGCCAAACAUGUGCUAAGAGCAAUUAAAAGUAUGAGUGAUUAAACCCUCAGGCAGUGUAGACAACCGCGAUGAACAGCCAUCUCCAGGCCCAGACCACAGGCCUACAAAACCAUCCGCUGUUUCCUCCUCCAAGUUUUAGACAGGGAAAGGAAAAAGGAAAUGCACCAGGGUAGGGCAUGAAAUAACCAAUAGAGUGUCAAAGAAGGCUGCCGAGUUCCUUAAUCUCACUGAAGUCUUCUCAUUGGGCUUUGUUCCACAUGUUGUCUGCAAGUACUAAAAUACCUUGAAAGUACAAAAACUCAGCAAACUAUGACAAUAAUAACUACUUUCUUAAGUACUACAUGUGGAGCACUGUGCUAGGUGAUUUUUAGACAUAUUACCUCUAAUCUGUUUGACAGUUUAACAUAUUAUGAAUGGGAAACUGAGGCACAAAGAGAAUGGCUGAGAUAUCCAUGGAUACAGAAAAAGUAAAUGGCAGAGUAGGAAUGUGAAGCCACCUCUCUCUGACUCUGAAACCCCAGUCUUUCCACUGUAUCUCACUGCACAUGUUCCUGGCAACCACCUUUCCAUACUCCCAACUAAGUUUUAUUAUAGAUACUCUGCACGAGUUGUUAUCAUUUUGCAAGUAAAAUAUCAGAUAUGAUAUGACACAUGGUUUGACAAUGGUGUGGAGUGUUUGAAAUCAGCCAUCUCCUGGAAAUGUGUUUGUGAAGGAUCACUAUAAACAAAUAGCAGCCACCAGAUGUCUCUCUGACUUGUCACUUUCCUCCCAAAUGUUUGGCCUGGAGCUUCAGAAUCAUCAAAACUCCUCCCUACUUAGUAACAUCGUAGCCCAAGUUGGUUUUUCUCAGUUCUACGCAUUUCUUUGUAUCUAUAACAAAUGCCUGCCAGAGUCUGCUUAAGGUGGGUUUGAGAUGCUCACCUCCGUGGACUGGUAGUUAAUACCAGAGCCUUCUCUUAACAGGUGUUAAUGGGGUAGUGAUCACAAACAUUGAGAUGAUGAUCAAUGGGUAAUUCCUUUUCAGUUUUCUUUCUUAACAGCACUGCCUUGGAAUGUUUUAAAUAGUCUUAUAAAUAAUUUGUUUAUAGUGUUGUUGUUAGCUUAAUUGAGUUUUAUGUGAGAAGCUGUCCAACAUCAGAGAAAUAAAAUCCCUACCCUCUGUAUAGAGCAAGGCCUCUGACAGUAUUGAUUCAUGGAAGUACUAAUGGACUUCAGAAACAUUAAGAGAAUGUCAUUUCUCAUAGUAUUUCUGUUUCUGAAAAUGAAUCUCCUAAAUUAUGCUCUUUCUCCCUGUAAGUUGGCUGGGGGAAAAGAUAAAACCUGUAUAAACAAAUUCUCUUCUUUGCUGAAAGCAAGUGUUCCAUGCGCACAACCUAUUGCAGACAGGGGCCUUUCUCAGUUAAUUAGGUUUCACUAGCAAUAAUUUCUCAAUGACAAAAAUGACCUCUUACGUGAGUUGAAAGAGAUGAAAAGUGGAAAUAGUCACAUGGAUACUUUUUCUUUCUGGAUUUCAUCUCUAGAAAUUUGCAUCAUUUCAGACAACAGAGUCUGCUCUUCGUAUAAAGCAAGGACCAGUGCCUCCUGGUCUGAAUUAUUCUCUCACUUUCCCCAAAGAAGGUUAACCAAGACUUUCAUAGAGAUUUUUUUUUUUUUUUUUUUUUUUUUGUCAAGAAUGAGGUGAAUAGAAGGAUAGCAUUUGGGCCAAAAUCUAGUAAUAAAAGUGUCCAAGCAAUCAAAAAGUAACAUAUUUUAGAGACCUCCUGACUUCUUCCCUUUCUGCUUAUUUCUUAUUCCAAAGAUAAAACACAAAAUGUUACAGAAAAUGGUUCGACCCUACUCAUGUUUCUAGUUUUCCAUGGCAGAAUUUUGUGAUCACAUCCAGACCGUAGGAUAUGUUUUGUUCCUCACACUUUAUUACAUUGGGUGGGUAUUGUUGAACUGGGGCACUGGUGCCUAUUUGCAAGGCUCUUUCCUAUCAACUUGUCUGUCUACAGUUUGUUGUGUUUAAGGAUUCAUUUUUUAAAAAAAUCACUGUCUCCCCCACAGGAUGGUGGCUGUAUUGUUUUGUUCAUGUCUAUGUGGGACAUUUGCAUCACAUGGCAAACCAACUCUGUGGAUGUGAGAUAACCACUUAACAAAACCAGCUUGAAAACAUCAUCUUAUGUAUUAUGUCAUCCUGCAUCAUAAUGCAAUUAUGUGUAUCAUGAUCAUUUUUUAAGAAGAGAAACCAGCAAAUUCAUGUUUGUCCAUAAAAGAAUGUACUCAGAACUUUCUGUGUUGUGAAACGAUGAGAACAGACCACCUUUAAGAUACCCACCUGCCACUUAAAAUGACUUAGUUAUAAUUAGUAGUAGUCUAGACGUUGCUCUUGGUGUGUGGGGGUCAAUUCAAAUGUCAUAUUCUUUUAAAUAAAUCUCUCAAGUCAUAUUUGAAAAAUUACACAGGAAUAAAGACAACAUCCUCUUUGGCCAAAUCAAGCAGGCAUUUCUUUUCUUUUCCUUGACACUUAGCUCAUUAUACAUGGUGAUUGGAUCACAAGAUCUUUCUGUGUAAAAAUACAAAAACAUCCUUUAGUUUACAAAACAGUUAUUCUAGGCUUGAAGCCUCUGAACAGCAAAUUAAAUCGAUGGGCUGUGUCUGAUUCACUUGAUGGAUGUAAUUUUACAAAGAUUCUUGGGUCUCUGACCCCAGAGAGCUAGAGUGCCCAGGGGAGAACACACAAUUAAAGAAUAAGCCCCCCAAUGAUACUGGCAAACAAGUGUGUUGAGUUCUUAAAUCUUUGUUUGGUUUUCUGUUCAGAGUUUUAAUUGCAAAUGAAUUUAUUUCUUUAGCUUAAAGAUCUAAUUUCCUAAUAGUUUCCUCUGCAUUUUAUAUACUCUGUAGUGUUUAGGCAACCCCUGUUAUAAGUUUAUUAAUAUUAUGUAAGUGUUGUUCUUGUAUUUAUGUAUAGUGUAUGUAUUGUAAAUAUACUCAGAGCUUUUUUCUUUUUACUGUAAAAUGGUGAAUUUUUUUUUUUUUUUUUGCCCUAUGAUAAUGUAAAGGGAGACCCUCUUAAUGAGAUUCUCUCAAAGGACGAUUAUUCCAGUCUAUUCUCAGAGAUUUAAAUGAACAAGUGUUAUCGUUUUUAAUGGUGUCUCAGACAUAUUCUGUUGGUGCAUUGCUUUUCUGUAUUCAACUUUCCUAUGAAUUGAGCUGUGAACCGAAAUAGAGUUUAAACCUUUAACUGUAUGCAUUUGUAUAAUUAUCUGAAUGAAGGCAUGAAGGUUAAAUAAAGCAUUUUGUAUGGAACAAAACUUCCUAAUUAUUACUAAGGCUGACUCAGAUACUUUGGAAAUCAUAGUUAUUAACUGUUCUAAUUAAACCUUU